CAAUCAAUACUACGACCCAGGAGGUUUUGCUAUGGCUAAGAAGGGCCGCAAAGUCUCCAAGAAGGAACAAUCGACUGUCGCCUCUGGACAACUGCUACCUUGUACCCAGUGUAAGAGGUCAUUCUCUUCUCGCGGAGGACUUCAUCAGCAUUCCAAUAACAUGCACAAGAGCACUAUGAUACGGAAUCAUCCAACCAAGAUUGUGAAGCUUCCGUCAGUCCGGGAUUGUCGUUGGCGCUGUAGAAAGACGUAUUGCUUUCAUCCUCGCUGCCGCGUAUGUAAGGAGGUUCUAUUCGAUGAAGAAGCUUUGGAAUGGCACCUCAAAUUAGUUCAUAGAGCCUUGUCUCGUGAUGAGUUCAGUAAUUUGCAAGCCAGAAAUAAUCCCAAAAGGCAGGCGAUUAGACGUCGCUCUCUUCAACAUACUCCCCAUUGGAGGCAACGUGGCCCGCAUCCCAGCUUUUUGCCAGGAAGUACUAGCAUGACUAAGAACAGAUAUCGUAGCAUGCUCAAAAAGAAGGAAGACAAGAGUUGUCAUGAACGUAAGCACAGGCAUACCUUACCCGAGAAGCGGCCUAAGUUACGUUGGCCUGAGCUGGAAUCUAUUAUGGCAAAAGGCAAGCGCAGAGCGGGAGUCGGACAACGAUUAAAGGCGUACGUUCGUAAAUGGCGCCUUCGUCCCCGAAUGGUGCUACGGGAGCCUGAUAGGUCUGAAGCGAGAACGAAGGUUGUGGCUACGGCGACCAUGCAAGCUCACUUGGCACCUAGAAUUCCAACACCUGCUGGGAAUUCUAUGGCAGGAACCCUCACCAAGCCGCCUCUAACAAGACCAAAGCCAUUCUCGUUUUCUCUCAGAGAUGAGCUUCUGCUUUGGAAGCACCCUCUACUAGGAGAUAACGAGGAUGCUGAUGGUCGAGAAUGUUUGUCUACAGUACCACAUUCGAACGCGUCGCUUCGAAUUGAAGCUCCGCAGCCUGUCAGUUCAUUCGAGAAUGAACAUCCUGCAUGCUCCACGGAUUUACCGAAUCACCCUGAAAGUUUGGCUGGGGAGAGCCUAGGGUCCAGUUCUGUUGCUUCGAACAGAAACCACGACACGAACACCAAUGAAUUGGUUGCUCCAGUUCACUGCGAAACGUGCGAACGGACUGCAACUGAUCCAGUUAUGACGCAAUGCCGUCACGUCUUCUGUCUCAAAUGUAUUCUCGACAGGUUGACAUGCCGAGGAAAAUGUCCUGCUUGUUCAAAAACGCUUUUUGUCAGCUUAAAGCCCUAAGUUCUGAACCAAACACUUUAUAAGACUGUUGUUGUACCCAUUUGUGCGUUCAUGAUGUUUUCGUGAUGCCAUUUAGUUCGGCAUACUUCGAAUGGAUCAGAUAUCGUAAAGAUGUUCUUGAAGGAUUCUUAGUACCAUCUCUAGCUUGAAACAUUACUUUAUGCUUUACAU
Messenger RNA from Somion occarium, 1441 nucleotides. NCBI's taxonomy places the organism in Eukaryota, Fungi, Basidiomycota, Agaricomycetes, Polyporales, Cerrenaceae. The record is from the annotation of a GenBank genome assembly.